UUCUUUUAGAUGAUUACUUGUAGUUAUUAAAUAAUUUGUGUCAUCAUGAGGUCGCAAUUCUUUUGUGCACUCAUCCUUUCAUUAGCAUGUUUUUACGGGCAAGCAGCUGAAGUAGUUGAAGUUCCACCAAAAGAAGCACCACUUCUUUUUAUUCCAAUCAGACAAAAAGUUAAUGGACUCUAUGCAGCAGAUGAUGUACCCAAACCAAAAGAUAAAGACGCUGAAUUAUUAAUCAAAGAUGGUGAAUUAUCAAGUGUUAUAGCAACCAAGGAAGAAGAAGAAAAAGCCGCUAUCAGCGCUGCCUCAGUUGCUGCAGAAAAUCAAGCAACCAUUGUUGAAACAAUUCGCAACAACAUCCCAAAUGCUGUUGAAAGUGCACUUUUAUGGCGUGCUCAACAAUUAAUCGACGAAAAAGAAAAUGGAAGCUUAGCACUUUGCAACAAAACCAAACAUUUACCAACCUCAGUACGAGCUGAUUUAAUUAAAUGUGCAAAAGACCAAAACGCAAGGGGUAUCCAAAUUGCAAACAAAACCUUACAAGGGUUAGCUGAUACUCGUGAUUUAUUCUCACGCACCAAGGCUAAAUUCAAGGAAUGUCAAUUGAAAAAAGAUGAAUAUAUACAAAAAAAACUAAAUGAAUCCCUUGUAGCAACAACCACACAAAAACCCAAGAGAUUGAAGCCAACAAGACAAACGAAUGCUGGACGUGUUAUUGACGCGGGGAAAAAAGUUAUUUCAAAGAUUGCCGAGCUUGCAAAAGCAACCAUUGAAUUUUUCAAUAAGAAUGGAUGUUUCAUUUUAGCAACAGGUGAAUUGGCAUUAAAUGGUACCAUGAUUGCCGUUGACAUGAUUUUGAAUGGUAUUGAAGCUGCCGAUUUUGUUCAAAACGUAGAUUUGACAGUGAAAAAAUGUAUUAGCGAUAAGUUUGAUGAUUUUAUGGUUAAAGAAUGUAAUGAUCAAUACAUUCCCAAAUUUGGGGAUAAAAAAUAAAAUACAUAAUUGAUA
Messenger RNA from Chrysoperla carnea, 1005 nucleotides. RefSeq lists its product as uncharacterized. NCBI's taxonomy places the organism in Eukaryota, Metazoa, Arthropoda, Insecta, Neuroptera, Chrysopidae. The coding region runs from base 46 to 990 and encodes 314 amino acids. The transcript is spliced from 2 exons. The record is from RefSeq and is a predicted model, not a curated record.